Molecule: messenger RNA, 1965 nt
Organism: Macrosiphum euphorbiae (potato aphid)
Lineage: Eukaryota; Metazoa; Arthropoda; Insecta; Hemiptera; Aphididae
Source: the annotation of a GenBank genome assembly
AUGACGACCAACCCUCUGAAACGACAACGUGAACCCGACGACGACCCUGCCUGCUCGUCCACCUACUAUGCUGAUGCUAGUAUGACCACCAGCUCCGCGACUACCGCUUCAACCACAAUCUUGGAUUUACCGACCGAAUUGAUUGAAUACAUUUGUUGCUGCGAUUCGUUAAAAUUGAUUGACGUCUUCAACCUUGCCAUUUCACACUCCAAGCUCAACAACUGCUUGUUCCAUGAACGAAAUUCAUGCCUCUGGAAAUCCAAAUUCAUACAAAAAUACGGUUUGUUGGACAAUGAGGAAUAUGAAGUUGUUAUCGACGGACAAAAUACAUGGAAAGAUGAGAUCAUGCUGCGUAUGAGUUUGGAUAAAGCUGUACCUGCUGAAAUUAUACAAAUGCCGUGCAAAUACAUGAAGUUUAAAAAUGUACCAUAUCAUUUAUAUCCGUUUAGUCAAUAUCUGAACUCAAAAAAUGAAGGCCAUAGAUAUUAUAUUCUAUCAGCAAUUGCAGCUUAUUAUAAGCAACUACAGAGUAACGAAUGCUGUAAUGAAAAUUAUGAUCUAUUGUAUAUGGCACAUCAAUUUCUUAUUUAUUCGUGCCAAGUGUAUUUUGGUUACAAGUUAAGUCAUUUCUUAAGUUUACCACCGGCAGAACAAAUUGUUGAACGAGGAUUUUACUUACUUGGACGUUGGUGGUGUCCUACGAUUAACAUACCAUAUCGCGAUAUAAACAAAAGUUUAAAUAACAUAGCUAUUGAUGUGUGUAAUCGCAUUCGUUCAACAAACCCAGUCCAUCCUCUGUUUGAGCAUGAAAACUGUUUGAAACAAGUGGUUGAACGAGGAAAAUUAAAUCUUGAUCAUGAUUUAUUUGAUGAAACUAGCACAAUGUUUAUACUUGACAACAUAAGACAAAUAAUAUUUUCCGAAGAUCAACUGGUUUGUUAUUGUAACCAUGACUUAAAUUGCUUUUUGUUGCAGCAGGUCAUUGAUCGGAGAAAAGGUUCUGUAUUUUUGCUGUGUGUAAUAUUUGAAUCGGUUGCUAGACGAUUAGGAGUAAAAGUUCGUUUAACUGCAACAUCUGUACACAAUUUUGUAUCUUGGUCAUCUUCAUGGCCGGGAAACAAACGUGGGAACCCUACAUGUUACUUGGUAGAUAUCGCUGGUGGUGGUGUCAUGCGGAAGGCUACAGUUUGUCCAGUCUCGAGAAAAUUGCCAGAACAAUAUAAUGGAAAUUCUAUACUUGACUUGUUUUGGACAUUUAGUAAAACUGUGGAACAGCUCACUAUUGAAAAUAUGGCUACAUAUAAAUAUGUGUUGGAUUUCCAAAAACUCUUAAAACCUGAUGAUUCUGAGGUUGAAUUUAAAUGUCAGAAAUUCCAUCAGUAUUAUGACUAUUGUCGAUGUCCCUUACUCAGAAAUCCGUCUAAUCCCUAUGCUCCAAACCAUGUGGAUGAGAAGAACAUUAUGUACACAGAUUGGGAAGAAAUUUUCCCACUAGUACCUAAAAAACGUGGUGAGAUUCAUGAUCCAAAAUAUUCAAUUGGCAUGAUGAUUGAUACCAUUACAAUGGGUAGUGGCUCUUGUUCGAGCAUAGUGACUAAACGUGGUGUUGUUGUGGGCUGGACAAGAGUGCCUAGUAACAACCCGUUGCCAAAUCCAACUGUUUACCAUGUGCUCAUCAGACCUGAUCAUUAUUUCAGUACAGCCAAAUAUCAAAACCCUGUUAUCAAAGCUAUACGGGAAGGCAGAUAUGAAAAAUUGCAGCGACAACUAAAACCGUACGAUUAUAGUUUCAAGAACAUUGGCAAGUUUUUCACACAUUACAGUCAUGAGUUGUGCGCUUUUGUGCCGAUAAAUGAUUUGGCACAACUUUAUCCCGAUGAUCUAUCUCACACUAUCAGUAAAUCAAAGAACAUUGACUGCAAAGUUAAACAGUUCACAGGUCGCCAUGUUGUUCCUAAGUAUUAA